Messenger RNA from Effrenium voratum, 1803 nucleotides. The record is from the annotation of a GenBank genome assembly. NCBI's taxonomy places the organism in Eukaryota, Dinophyceae, Suessiales, Symbiodiniaceae.
AUGAAGCACAUGCCUGUGGGCAUGAGGUUUGCCUUUGCGCUAUGCCUCGUUUCCUGCAAGGCCGAGGGGGAGAUGAUUUCUAGGCUGCGAGCGCGGUCGCAGUCUGCGGCAGAAGCGGCAAGCGAGCUGCAGCACAUGCUGCAGGAUGGGAAGAUGAGCAUUCCCCUGAGCCUGCAAGCCAUUCAGACCACCUUGGUGAAGAUGGGCCACGAAGUGGGCAACGACACCGCGGUGACCACCGCAGAUUUCGCCAAGAGUAUCGAGCCUCUGCUCUUCUCCAUGCAGGACACCAUCCGCAGUCAGAACAACCUGACGCAGCAGACCUUGGACAACUCCUGGACCACCUUCACCGCGUGCAGCUUCGACUUCUCCGGCCCCACGGGCUUCGAAGAUGUGGCCGCGCUGGAGAACUCUCACACCACCUGCCGGGUGGAGGAAGGCAUGCAGAAGACGGCCCUGGACGCAUGCCGCAUCGUUCAGGGCAACAAGGAGUCCACGCUGAGUGACGCAAAGAAGGACUUCCAUGGAGACGACCAGGGCGGAAUCAAGGGCAAGAAUGCUCUGCCCGAGAUCAACGCCUGCGACUUUGAGCAGGUGGGCGCGACCUGGACGUCGCCGAAGGAGUAUCUGGAGUACUUUGAGAAUCACUUUGGAAACCUGCUCAGUGACUGGCGCUCGUCGAGAGAUGCGGUAGUCAAUGCGCAGAACGCCACGAACCUCCAGACCACCCUUUGCGAUUCAAAGGAGGCCAACUACACCAAUCAGAAGGGCGACUGCGGUCAGUUCCAGAAGGCCUUGGAGAACGCCGCCUGCGACAUCCUCACGCACAACACGGCAUGCCGCAGCUACACCGGCUGCUACAACCGGGAGUUGCAUGCCUAUGGAGAGGCGCAGAAGCUGACCAAGAAUCAGGAGGCUGAGCAGCAGGCGGAGAUGAUGGGAACGCUGAAGAUCUUGUGCAUGAUUCGAGCAUUCGGGAAGCCCGAUCUGAACCAGAAGAUCGAUGUGUGCCUGGCAACCGACUACAGCACUACUACUGAAGUGGAUGCCUUGAAGAUCAGCUACUACCCGAACAGCCAGUCUCCCAUGCCCGUGGACCAGCGCCCGAAGUGCGCCUCCACGUUCAGAGCGUCCAUGAUCCCGGGCACCGGCAGCUUCGAGAACUCCCACUACGGAAGCCUGCCGAGCAAUGCCCCUUACAAUACCUGCUCAGCAUCCUGCUGCGGCUAUGCGGAGCCCACCUGCGUGAAUUACGGGUGCAGCUCAGGGUACGUGAAGACCCAGCUCUGCCAGUGCAACUCUGGGUGUGAGAAGCACGGUGACUGCUGCUGGGACUACUACGAUCACUGCAAUGUCUCCACAGUUGAGUUCACCGUCAUGCUCAACGAGGUCGCCUUCAACGGCCAGCCUGCGACCUGCGAGGGUUCGGAUUGGAUUGAGCUCUACAAUGCCGGCUUCACCCGCAAGGACGUGAAGGGUUGGAGUCUGGCAGUGGAGAAGCCGGAUGACACCAACCCUGGGUCCACUGUCCAGUAUGAUGUCACCUUUGACACCAGCCAGACAGUCGAGCCAGGCUCGGUGCUGCUGGUCUGUGCCAAGCCCGGGGGAUUGUCAGACACCAGCCUUCCGAAUAUCGAGGUGGAGUUUGAGCCCGGGAACAAGAUCACCUGGUCGGACAAGGCCGGCAACAUCAUCGCUUCCACCACCGUGGGUGGGCACACCGGAACCACCAAGACGUGGUCUCGACUGCAUGAUGGCAGCUUCGCAUUGAGAGAUCCCACGCCUGGGGCCAAGAAUCAGUGA